Messenger RNA from Anopheles aquasalis, 1176 nucleotides. RefSeq names its product lipase 3-like. Gene Ontology annotation, molecular function: hydrolase activity, acting on ester bonds. NCBI's taxonomy places the organism in Eukaryota, Metazoa, Arthropoda, Insecta, Diptera, Culicidae. Gene Ontology annotation, biological process: lipid metabolic process. The record is from RefSeq and is a predicted model, not a curated record.
AUGAUCGGUACGGGAAUGGUUAGGGCUGCUAGCCUACUACGAAAAGGUACCGUUGCAGCCAAAUAUACCGCGCAAAAGAUCGUGCGGGAUGGUUACCAGCACGAGCAACACCAAGUGACAACGAGCGACGGUUACAUCUUGACGAUGUUUCGAAUUCCCGGCAGCCCAAUCAUACCUCACCGUCCCGGCAAAAAUGUCGCUUUUCUGCAGCAUGGUCUGCUCGGUUCAUCGGCAGACUAUGUGAUCUCUGGUCCAGGCCGUGCCCUUGGAUACAUUCUUGUAGACGCUGGGUAUGACGUGUGGCUUGGCAAUGCCCGUGGUAAUAUCUACUCUCGGCGACACAUUUCCCUUAAUCCCGAUGCAAGCGAUACCAAAUUUUGGAACUUUAGCUGGCACGAGAUCGGUUACUUCGACCUACCGGCCAUGAUCGAUUACGUGCUUCAGCACACCGGGCAGCAGUCGUUACAGUACGCCGGCCACUCCCAAGGUACGACGUCAUUCUUUGUGAUGGCUUCAAUGCGACCGGAUUACAACAAAAAGAUUCGCUCGAUGCACGCCCUCGCACCGGUUGCCUUCAUGAGCAACCUGCAUUCACCGUUCGUCCGUGCCUUGUCACCGUUGGUGGACGAACUGAAGUGGCUGUUGGACAUCCUGGGCGUGCAUGAGUUUCUGCCCAGCACGCAAAUGAUGACGCUGGGUGGUAAGCUCCUUUGCCACGAUCAGUCAGAGUUGCAGGAGCUGUGCGCUAACGCGCUGUUUCUGAUUGGCGGUUUCAACUCGGCCCAGCUUAACCGCACGAUGAUACCGGAGUUGCUGAAGACGGUUCCGGCCGGUGCUUCGGUGAGACAGCUCAUUCACUACGCCCAGGAGUACAACUCUGGCCACUUUCGUCAGUAUGACCAUGGAUCGAAGGGAAACAAGAAGCACUAUGGUGCAAAGUAUCCACCGGAUUAUCCUCUGCAGCUGGUGAGUGCACCCGUCGCGCUGCACUUCAGUGACAACGAUUGGAUGGCCGGAGUGAAGGAUGUCCACAAGCUACACUCGAAGCUGCCGAACUCGAUCGGUCUGUUCCGUGUGCCAGAUCCUCGUUGGAACCAUCUCGACUUCGUGUGGGGCAUCGACGCAAACAAUCUUGUGUACAACCAAGUGAUUGGCAUCAUGAGUCGGUACAACUGA